GGCGUGAUACUGGCGCUCGAGCGGAGGGUGAAGCGGCCCCGCGACUCACUGACGCCAGGCGGAGCAGAGGCGACACAAGCAGACGGAGCUCACAAGGAGGGACGGAGACGCGCCGAAACACCGCUAAACGAAAGAAGCUGCGUAGCCGGAGAACUCAGAGGCAGACCCCGUCGUUUCAGGGAGGAGGACCGCUUUCCCAUCAUGAACGUCACCUCGCUCUUCUCCUUCACCAGCCCGGCGGUCAAAAGGCUGCUGGGCUGGAAACAAGGAGACGAGGAGGAGAAGUGGGCAGAGAAGGCGGUGGACGCUCUGGUGAAGAAGUUGAAGAAGAAGAAGGGCGCCAUGGAGGAGCUGGAGCGGGCGCUCAGCUGCCCCGGCCAGCCCAGUAGCUGCGUGACCAUCCCGCGCUCCCUGGACGGACGGCUGCAGGUGUCACACAGGAAAGGCCUGCCGCACGUCAUCUACUGUCGGGUCUGGCGCUGGCCCGACCUGCAGUCCCACCACGAGCUGAAGGCGCUGGAGUGCUGCGAGUACCCCUUUGGCUCCAAGCAGAAGGACGUGUGUAUUAACCCCUACCACUACAAGCGAGUGGACAGUCCAGUGCUGCCCCCUGUCUUGGUGCCGCGCAACAGCGAGUACAACGCCAAGCACUCCAUGCUCUCUCGCUUCCGCAAUCCCUUGCAGCAGAACGAGCCCCACAUGCCGCAGAACGCCACCUUCCCCGAGUCCUUCACGCAGGCCAACACGAUGCCCUUCCCCAACUCGCCCGGCAACAGUUACCCAAACUCGCCCGGAAGUGGCAGCAACAUCACCUUCCCACACUCUCCGUCCAGCUCGGACCCUGGCAGCCCCUUCCAGAUGCCAGAGACUCCGCCUCCUGCCUACAUGCCUCCUGAGGAACAAAUGACCCAGGACUGUCCUCAACCCAUGGACACGAACCUCUUGGCUCCGCCCCUGCCCCUGGAGACCAACAACCGCAUAGACGUGCAGCCGGUGGCGUACGAGGAGCCCAAGCACUGGUGCUCCAUUGUUUACUACGAGCUCAACAACCGCGUCGGAGAAGCGUUCCAGGCCUCCUCCACCAGCGUGCUCGUCGACGGCUUCACCGAUCCGUCCAACAACCGCAACCGCUUCUGCCUCGGCCUUCUGUCCAACGUCAAUCGCAAUUCCACGAUCGAGAACACUCGGAGGCACAUCGGCAAAGGCGUCCACUUGUACUACGUCGGCGGUGAGGUCUACGCCGAGUGUCUCAGCGACAGCAGCAUCUUCGUCCAGAGCCGCAACUGCAACUACCAUCACGGCUUCCACCCGACGACUGUGUGCAAGAUCCCCAGCGGCUGCAGCUUAAAAAUCUUCAACAACCAGGAGUUUGCCGAGCUGCUGGCCCAGUCGGUCAACCACGGCUUCGAGGCCGUGUACGAGCUCACCAAGAUGUGCACCAUCCGCAUGAGCUUUGUUAAGGGAUGGGGAGCAGAGUACCAUCGCCAGGAUGUGACCAGCACCCCCUGCUGGAUUGAAAUACACCUGCACGGUCCACUUCAGUGGUUAGACAAAGUGCUAACCCAGAUGGGAUCCCCCCACAACCCCAUAUCCUCUGUGUCCUAGGCCCAGUGGUAGCCGUCCUGAUGCCCAGCGUUUUGGUUUUAGUAGCAAAUAAACACAGUGGCAGGUCCCGAUCCGUUGGUGAUUCCGACAAUCGCUUUGGUCCGAUUGGCCGAAGCACAAACUGAUCUGAGGCCUGUAGAGUAGAGCGGGUUGUUUCAAUUGUUUGGUUUGUCGCCUACUUGAAGGACGUCUGAAAUUGGGCUUACAAACUGGGAGAGGAGGUGGCAAAGUGAUGCAACUGGAAGAUACUUGAGCUUUGUGACCAACUGUAAUAAUCUGUCCACCGCAACAGUGGUGACGCAAGGUGUUCUCCCUGCUCUGGCUCAGACGUCGACAAGACUGAUUCGAAUUAGGCCCUCCCAAAUCUGCCGCACGUGUUGCUGAUAACUGUAGAGCACGACGAAGAGACUUACUCACCUGCGAGAAAACAAGAGAGUUGUUUACUGGUCAUAGAAGAUGCAGCUUAACACGUCAAGAUUUUGUGAAGUACGAGUUAACCGUGAGGGCUUGGCACAAAAAGGGCAUUUUUACAUGGAUGGAUUGUUAAGUGGCGCUCAUCUUGUGUUACACUAGUGCUUCCAGAACAUUCAAGUAGAUACUCCUCGAGUAGAACAUGUGCUGUGCCGUCUGGUUUGGCCCACUCGGGUUCGUGCAGCGACCCACGUGUGCGCCACGCAGAAGCCGGUGUGGCUUCAUUCGUCCAAAAACUGUUUACGAAAGUGAGAAACAUACGGUCACUUCUAACAGCUCUGCUCUCAUCUGUUCUUACAUGAGCUGAGCAGGAUUUGUACUGCAAUGACUGUCGUGGGAAAGUACCAUUUGGAAAAGGUUUUCCAUUACUGAUGUGUUUGUUUUUUAAGUCCGAGCAGAUUUUGCCAUGAAUUUCUUUUGUGCCUUUGAUCAAUGUUACUGUCUAUUAAACUCAAUACAUUCUAUUUGUAUUUUUAAACUCUGUUCUCUUUGUCUGCACUUUCAUGCCUACUUUUUUUUUUUUAGUUGUUCUUUUUACUCCUCCUUAUUUUCCAGCUUCUGCGCAUUAAACCUCCCAGAGAAGCAGUUUUAUUCCAUGAAUAUCAAGUCUCUACUGGAAGAUUCAAAUAAAAGUGUU
Synchiropus splendidus (mandarinfish) is the source of this 2713-nucleotide messenger RNA. It is a transcript of the gene smad1, whose product is annotated as SMAD family member 1. Gene Ontology annotation, molecular function: DNA-binding transcription factor activity, RNA polymerase II-specific; I-SMAD binding; RNA polymerase II cis-regulatory region sequence-specific DNA binding. The transcript has 7 exons. Bases 202 to 1605 code for a protein of 467 amino acids. NCBI's taxonomy places the organism in Eukaryota, Metazoa, Chordata, Actinopteri, Syngnathiformes, Callionymidae. Gene Ontology annotation, cellular component: heteromeric SMAD protein complex. Gene Ontology annotation, biological process: regulation of transcription by RNA polymerase II; cell differentiation; transforming growth factor beta receptor signaling pathway. The record is from RefSeq and is a predicted model, not a curated record.